AUGAGUACUCAUUCUCAAUCCCCUGAACCAUCUGCCCCACUUUCCAGUCAAACCAAGCACCAUGGGUCCGGGAGGCAUUGGACCGACGAAGAAAGUGCUCUGUUGGAAAAACAUCGGGAGGAGUACAGAGACGCCAACGACGCUGCUCGUGCUGAGAUAUUUUCUCGAGUUUUGCAAGACAUGCUCGACAUACUCCCCAAUGGAAAAUCGUUCAAGAAGGAAGAAAGAUCAGCUGUUAAAAAAGAUAUUAAAGAGUGGUUUGCCCGGUACAGUCAUAAGAGAAGUCAGAAAAUGCCGAGGAUGGGAAAGUCGUGGCACGCCCGGCGUGUGUUCCAGCAUGAGAACAAGGAGGCCAUCGAUACCAAAGCGAAAAGGCUUUGUGCCGAAGCCAUUGAAGAAGGACAAAAGAGGCCUAAAGGGGGAGAUCCCACUCAUUUUGAUUUUCGGGAGCGGGUCGUGACUCAAAUGAUGGGAAAACUGAAGAAAAGGGAGAAAGACGUACUGCAGAGUAGGGACUGUCAUGGAUAUACCCAGGUAUUAACUGUACCCGAUCCACGGAUUUUCCCACCCACGGAUCAGAUAAGGCACAGUACGGAUAUAUGCAUGGGUAAACAGCCUGGGUGA
This is a messenger RNA of Laccaria bicolor S238N-H82, 624 nucleotides long. RefSeq lists its product as uncharacterized. Bases 1 to 624 code for a protein of 207 amino acids. Lineage: Eukaryota; Fungi; Basidiomycota; Agaricomycetes; Agaricales; Hydnangiaceae. The transcript has 2 exons. The record is from RefSeq and is a predicted model, not a curated record.